UGAGGAGAGAGAGCAAGCAAGAGCAGUUGUAGAAACUUCUAAUCAUCAUCAUCAAAGAAAAUAUAGGCACAAUUAAGCAAGUUUUCAGCAAAUUUCAGGCAGAAUCUAUAAGAUGAUGUACCAUCAUCAACACCACCAUCAAAACCAACAUCAACACCAACACCAACACCAACACCAAGGAAAGAACAUCCACUCUUCUUCUUCUGCUUCUUCGAGGAUGUCUAUUCCUCCGGAAAGGCAUUUGUAUCUACAAGGUGAUCAAAAUGGUCCUGGAGAUUCAGGACUUGUCCUCUCAACUGAUGCCAAGCCAAGACUCAAAUGGACGCCCGAUCUCCACGAACGAUUUAUCGAAGCAGUUAACCAGCUAGGAGGAGCAGACAAGGCUACUCCUAAAACAGUAAUGAAACUUAUGGGGAUUCCAGGCCUUACAUUAUACCACCUCAAGAGUCAUCUUCAGAAGUACAGGCUUAGCAAGAAUCUGCAUGGACAUGCUACAAGUGGGACCAGCAAAAUUGGUACAGUUCCAGUGGCAGCAGAGAGAUUAUCUGAAGCAAAUGGAACCCACAUGAGCAAUAUGAGUGCUGGACCACAAGCAAAUAAAGGGUUACAUAUAAGUGAAACACUACAAAUGCAAAUUGAAGUGCAGAGAAGGCUACAUGAACAGCUUGAGGUUCAGCGACACUUACAACUUCGUAUAGAGGCUCAAGGAAAAUACCUACAAUCAGUGCUGGAGAAAGCCCAGGAGACACUAGGAAGACAGAACUUAGGUACAGUGGGACUCGAAGCUGCCAAAGUUCAACUCUCUGAACUGGUGUCCAAAGUAUCCACCCAAUGCUUGAACUCUGCCUUUACGGAGCUGAAAGAAUUACAGGGAUUGUGCCCCCAGCAAACACAAACAACCCAGCCCACCGAUUGUUCAAUGGAAAGCUGCCUGACGUCCUGCGAAGGAUCUAAAAAGGACCAAGAGAUACACAACAGUGCAAUGGGGCUAAGAGCUAAUUAUAAUGGCAGAGAGCUCCUGGAUGAAAAAGAACCCAUGCUACAGAAGACUGAGCUUAAGUGGUGUGAAGAACUAAAAGAGAAUAACAUGCUUCUUUCCUCCAUAAGUAAUGAUGCAGCAAAAAGAAUGUUUCCGGUGGAAAGAAGGUCAAGUGACUUAUCCAUGAGCAUUGGAUGUCAAGGAGAAAGAUGGAACAUUAACGGAAACUCUGAAGAAAGAUUGAAAGGAAGAAGCACAGAUGUCAGCUUUCUAGACCGUGCAAACAACCGGGCGGAUUCAGCUAAAGCAGAGACUGAGAAAGUUUCUCGAGGAUGUAGAUCAGUCCCUUACUUUGCAGCAAAACUAGACCUAAAUACUCAUGAUGAUAACGAUGCUCCUUCAAGUUGCAAACAGUUUGACUUGAAUGGUUUUAGCUGGAGCUAAGAGGGCUUACAGUGAGUAAAGGGAUAAAAACACUGCAAUUUCAAGCUUCAUUCCCAAAGGAUAGAAAGCAUGACAGCAUGCUGCUCUCUCCUUCUGAGAGUUGGCCAAUGGCCAAGGAACAAAUUGUUCAAGCUGAAAGGAAUAAGUUGCAGGACAAAGAUAGAAUGCUCUAAUUUGGAAUUACAUAGCAAGUAGCUCAGGAAGAUGUAAUAUCUUAUAUAUGAUUUAAGAAUUCCAAGAUUACAAGCAGAAUGUCUUCUUGAUCUCAAGUGCAGUAAGCUCUUAUGUUCAACCACCAACUGACUGUAUCAAGAUGAGUUAUGCAAAUUCAACUAAAACCUUCGACAUCAACACACAGUUUCUAGUUUUGUAAUUCAUUAUUCAUAAG
Messenger RNA from Prunus dulcis (almond), 1811 nucleotides. Its product is annotated as myb-related protein 2. Gene Ontology annotation, molecular function: DNA binding; DNA-binding transcription factor activity. Lineage: Eukaryota; Viridiplantae; Streptophyta; Magnoliopsida; Rosales; Rosaceae. The record is from RefSeq and is a predicted model, not a curated record. Bases 113 to 1423 code for a protein of 436 amino acids. The transcript has 7 exons.